UCUACACUCUUCUUUUUUUUACUGAAAACACACUGAACUGUAAAUAAUAGUAAAAUGAUUAUGAGAUGAUAAAUGAUGAGUAAAAUGGUGAGAUUUCAGGAUCUGAGUAUCUACACAGGCAUGUAGUGAGUGUUUACAGACUGAACACUGCUACAGGCGGAGCUCCAGUGGUUUUCUGGAUGUGAGCCACAGAAGACGAGAAGCUCACAGCAUCGGAAACUUGUGUAGAACAGAAACCUUCAUCAUGGCGCUAAUCUGCAGUGUUUAUGGAAUUCUUCAGUGUCACUGAUGUUCAGGAAAAACGGGAAAAUGUUGAUCUGAGAAACGCGCACUAUGGAGUAUAACAAUGGUGUGAAUAUUUCAGCAGGAAACAGGAUUCUCCGUACUUUUCUCUUUCUGAUGUGCUGUUUACUGAGUGCAGCUGGAGAUGAGAUGGUCACACUGCAGGAAGUGGAAGGAACCACUAUAACUCUCCAUACUGGGAUUACUGGAAUUCAGACUGAUGCUCAUAUAGUUUGGUUUCAUGGACCUGAGAAAGCAGAAGAAAAAAUAUUAUACAGUCAGAUGUUUAAAGGAGAAACUGUUACAGAAAUCAGUGAGAGAUUUAAAGAGAGACUGCAGCUGGACAGAACCAGUGGAGCUUUAACCAUCAGGAACAUCAGCAGGAACCAUUCUGGAGUUUAUUUAUUACACGUCAUCACUGAAGAUCUCUCAUCUAGGACUUUCAGAGUCAGUGUUUAUGCUCCAGUAUCAACUCCAGUAAUAAAUCUAAGUGGAAAAAGAAGUGGGUUCUCCACAGAGUCGUGUUCCCUCUUGUGCUCUGUGGAGAAUGGAGAAGAUGUGAAAUUAUCCUGGUACAGAGAGAAUGAGAGAAUCUCCAUCACCAAUAACACAGAUCUCAGUGUUCCCCUCAAUCUCCCACUUCAAAUACAACACCAUGAGAAGAACACGUAUAUCUGUGUGUCUGCAAACCCUGUCAGCAAUAAAACUACUUCUCUCAGCAUCACACAGCUCUGUGUUCACAACUCAGGACAAUCUGAAGUUUCUCGUUAUCAUCUUCCUGCCCUGAUAUCUGCUGGAGUGUUUGUGUUAUUAAUAAUAUCUGUAUUUGUGUGGAUUUGGCUGAAAAAGAAAAAGCAACAAGUUCCUGAACAAGCUGAAGGUCUGAUCUACGCUGAUAUAACAGUUACAGCUCACAGCACAGAGAGAGUUCAAGAGGAAAAAAACUCCAGAAAAGCACAAGGUGAAACGGAGGAGGAGCCAGUGCUGUAUUCAGAAGUGAGGAGAUCAAAGUGUUUACUGAGUGCAGCUGGAGAUGAGAUGGUCACACUGCAGGAAGUGGAAGGAACCACUAUAACUCUCCAUACUGGGAUUACUGGAAUUCAGACUGAUGCUCAUAUUGUUUGGUUUUAUGGACCUGAGAAAGCAGAAGAAAAGAUAUUGAACAGUCAGAUGUUUAAAGGAGAAACUGUUACAGAAAUCAGUGAGAGAUUUAAAGAGAGACUGCAGCUGGACAGAAUCAGUGGAGCUUUAACCAUCAGGAACAUCAGCAGGAACCAUUCUGGAGUUUAUUUAUUACAUGUCAUCACUGGACGUCUCUCAUCUAGGACUUUCAGAGUCAGUGUUCAUGCUCCAGUAUCAACUCCAGUAAUAAAUGUAAGAAAAAGAAGUGGGUUCUCCACAGAGUCGUGUUCCCUCUUGUGCUCUGUGGAGAAUGGAGAAGAUGUGAAAUUAUCCUGGUACAGAGAGAAUGAGAGAAUCUCCAUCACCAAUAACACAGAUCUCAGUGUUCCCCUCAAUCUCCCACUUCAAAUACAACACCAUGAGAAGAACACGUAUAUCUGUGUGUCUGCAAACCCUGUCAGCAAUAAAACUACUUCUCUCAGCAUCACACAGCUCUGUGUUCACAACUCAGGACAAUCUGAAGGUUCUCAUUCUCUGAUUCCUGCCCUGAUAUCUGCUGGAGUGUUUGUGUUAUUAAUAAUAUCUGUAUUUGUGGUGAUUUGGCUAAAAAAGAAAAAGCAACAAGUUUCGGAAAAAGUUGAAGGUCCGACCUACGCUGAUAUAACAGUUACAGCUCACAGCACAGAGAGAGUUCAAGAGGAAGAAAACUCCAGAAAAGCACAAGAUGAAACGGAGGCGGAGCCAGUGGUGUAUUCAGAAGUGAGGAGAUCAAAGUAAUUCAUCACAUCAAUACAUCACUUUAUUAUUAUUAUUAUUAUUAUUAUUAUUAUUAUUAUUAUAUAAAGUAUUUCCACAUGUACAGUGUGUAGAUUGUGUACAGUAACGUGAGCUUGGUUGUGGUUAAGAUCAGAGUUAGAUUGGAUUUCAGGCUGCAGUUGGAUUUAUUACUUCAUUCUGCGUUUGAGAUAAAAGGAAGGAGAUUUCAGAGGAUUUGAACUGCGUCGUGUCUGAACGAGUGUUUCUGCUGCUCUCAUUAAAACCUGUUCACACCCUGAUGAAGAUCUGAUCUGAGCUGUGCUGAGAGAAAUCCUGUAGGGGUUCAGGCGUCUCUUCAGGCCUCAGUGUCUAAUAUUUGAAUAUUUACUGCUUUUACUAACAAACAUUAAAGUUCAUGUGCUAAAAAGUUCAGCUAAAAAAAGGAGUUCAGUAAAUCAGCAGCUCCAGUUUUCCAUCUGUUUACGCUUCUCACAUUACAGCACAUUGUUCAGAUCAGAUACACAUCCAGAGCUGUGUGUGUGUGUGUGUGUGUGUGUGUGUGUGUGUGUGUGGUAUAUUAUUAAGUGUUGUUUUUACUCCUCACAUGAACACGUGACUGUAGAUCCUGAAAAACCUGAUUAUGUUCUUGUUUCUGAAACACUGUUGAUCCUCUCAGUGUGUGUAGAUCAAACAAACACCUUCAGGACUUUAAGAGACAGAAAAGUGUUUUAUUUCUAAUAAAAAUGUACAUGUGGAAA
This is a messenger RNA of Silurus meridionalis, 2918 nucleotides long. RefSeq lists its product as uncharacterized. NCBI's taxonomy places the organism in Eukaryota, Metazoa, Chordata, Actinopteri, Siluriformes, Siluridae. The transcript has 11 exons. Bases 334 to 2181 code for a protein of 615 amino acids. The record is from RefSeq and is a predicted model, not a curated record.